Messenger RNA from Fusarium coffeatum, 3423 nucleotides. RefSeq lists its product as uncharacterized. Gene Ontology annotation, biological process: chromatin remodeling. NCBI's taxonomy places the organism in Eukaryota, Fungi, Ascomycota, Sordariomycetes, Hypocreales, Nectriaceae. The record is from RefSeq and is a predicted model, not a curated record. Bases 1 to 3423 code for a protein of 1140 amino acids. The transcript has 2 exons. Gene Ontology annotation, molecular function: protein binding; histone methyltransferase activity.
AUGGCUUCUUUUCAAUCUGGCACCUCCAUCAACGUCAGCUCCAAGUCUAUCACCCACAUUGAUUUAACUCAAUCAUCACCAUCGCCCCCUCCUGUCUGUCGCGCAGACUCUGCUACUACUCAGGCGCGCUUCGCUCCCGAUUUCUCUAUUGAGCGGCGUCCAUCUUCCACCCACACACCUGUUAGCCCCCCCAGGCUGAAUAGAUCUUCGACUUCCAUUACUGCCAGCUUUCCCAAGCAGCCUUCUACUGAGCCAGCACGCCCGUCACCAGUAGUAAUCAAAGGCGAGCAGAAGGUGACUCAAGUGACUGUCAGCGUCGACAAUGCCCACAGUAUGGCAAAGCUGUCUAGUGUGUCAGCUUCCAACUCGGCAUCUCGUCAGGUAACGCCAGAAGUUGAACAAGAUGUCGACACGUCAAUGCAACAACCUGAACCUACCUCUCCCAAAUAUCAAACGCCCAGAAAGCCUGAAUGGGAUGUGGCUACUGUUGCAAAAAAGUUGACCGAGUUUCGUCAGGAUAUUAAAGAUGGACACAGCCGCAUGACUACUUAUGUCGUUGAAUCAACAAAACCUACAGAGCGACGGGUUCUCAAUGGCAACGAUCUCUUCGCUGGUAUCACCACUGGACCGGUACCAGCCAAGAAGGGCGAAACCAUGAGAAUCAGACACAAGGACCACACUGCCACUAAGUCCAAGAAAAACAGACGGGAUGAUCACUAUCGGAUCGUACGGAUUCAAACAGAUGAAGAGCGUGUUCCCAAGUAUCGCUUUCACCACGUGGAAAUCAAAAAGAACAUUCUCACACCAAACACCAUGUUGAAAUUUGUACCCCACUUGAGGGACAUUGAAGACUCGGAAGACAAAAGAUACAAUCUUUGGAUACAGGAAUUGGAAGACCUUGACCGCGAGAGUGGAUUUGAACCCCUGAGUCGCGAAGAAAAGGUGCGCAUUACUGUGCGCUCUGAAUUUGCAUCAACUGUCUUGCUCUAUCUGGAGGACUGGCUGGAGAAGCUUUCACUGCCUGGUUGCGACAAGUCGACCCUCAUCCGUUAUAUGGCAAGUAGUGAACCCGAAAAUGCAAUUACGCCUCGGCAGAAGUCAGACAUUUUGAAUUCUCAUCGCCCAGCUGGAUCGACUACCCCGCCUGAGGCAAAUAAAGCUGCAGAUAUAUUUACCCAAGCAUUCCACCGCGUCUUUCACGAGGGUCAGCCUCUCACGAAACGGAUCAAGCUCCGUGACGUCCUUCUACUGGACGAAUCGGUCGACAGCAUAAUGGAAUCAAAACCGACCGCUAAGGACGGUCCCAGCACGCAAAACGAAAACGAACUCGACGCCAUCGAGUAUUGGCUAGGUAGUUAUUCGAUCCUUGGUUGUCAUAUUUGUUUCAGUCAUGCUUGCGAGCAUGGCGAAUAUGACGCGAAAAACGAUAAGCACGCACUCUCAAUGCUUCCUCGUCUUGCAGAAACCCUUGAACGGAGACGGCGCACCACUGACGAGGAAACCAACAUGAUGAAUGGUCAUGCGCGCCCCUGCAAACGGAAUUGCUUCCAGUCGUCGGCACACCCCGAGCCUCUGUCGGUUCAGCGGGCCUGGAGUAAAGAUGAACGUUAUAUUUUGCGAUGUAUUGUUGCAACAGCUGAUCACAGCAAAGUCAAAAGAGACCCCUUCUGCCUAGCUGCCCAGCUUCUUGACCGUGAUUGUAGCGACGUUUUCAACGAAUACGGGCGUCUCAAUAUAUCACUACCUCCGCUUGAGCCAGUGAGCAAGCCGGCAUUUCGAUCACUCACCUGGUACGAUAGGGUCAAGAAGGCUUUCAUUGGGGACUGGGAGAGUCACACCAAAACUCACAUGCAUCAAAAACGCGACACCUUCGAGCCCUGUUCCCACGAUGGCCCCUGCACUAACGACAGUUGCAUUUGUGCUAAGAACGGAGUUCUUUGCGAAAAGUACUGCGGGUGUUCCGUGGAAACCUGCACCUACAAAUUUACUGGCUGUGCUUGCCACUCACAAGGCAAAACAUGCCUUGCCAAACAAAGGGAUAGGCCAUGUAUCUGCGUGCAGUUGAAUCGCGAAUGCGAUCCAGAUCUUUGUGGAUCAUGUGGUGUACUGGAGAGAGCUGAUCCCGAGAACACUGACGACGAUGUUCUACAUUCGACUGGCUGCCAAAACUGUUCCCUUCAGCGUGGCCAAGUGAAGAGCCUCGCUCUUGGUGAGAGUCAGCUUGAGGGUGUUGGGUACGGACUGUUCACUGUUGAACCUAUCGCCCAAGACGAUUUCAUCAUUGAAUAUGUUGGAGAGUUAAUCAGUCACGACGAAGGUGUACGGCGUGAAGCUCGGCGUGGAGAUGUAUUUGAUGAAGCAUCUAAUAUCUCUUAUGUUUUCACCCUCUUGGAAAAGGAAGGUCUUUGGGUAGAUGCUGCGACAUACGGCAACUUGAGUCGUUACAUCAAUCAUGCAUCUGAGAGCGACAAAGACGGAUGCAAUAUCACGCCUCGCAUUCUCUAUGUCAAUGGCGAAUAUCGAAUUAAGUUUACGGCCCUGCGCGAUAUUAAAGCUGGAGAAGAACUCUUUUUCAACUACGGAGAGAACUUCCCUAACUUGACAAAGAAGCUGAUUGACGGAAAAAUAGAAGGGGGGCAAGACAAUAGCAAGAAGCGAUCAAAACGACCUAACGGAGAGGGAGUAGCUAGGAAGGCUCCAAAGACAGACAAGAAAAAAUCCGGAAAGGGGAAGAAAAGUCAAACAGCUCUUGACGACGAAGAGGCAUUGGCGGAGACACUUGGCUUCGCCCCAAAGCCAUUACGCAAACGCAAGAAGGGCGCUUUCGAGGAGGACUCGGAAGAAGAGGAGUACCGUCCUACUGGGACAGAUGUCUCCCUUCUGGAAACACCAUCCGAUGGAGAGUCAGAUUAUGAAACUAGCAAGUCGUCAGCGGCCAGACUUCGAAAACGUGCGCGAAAUGGUGGAAAAGCAACCGCAUCAGAGCAGGGCGGUAAAUCUCGGGGAGUACCUAAAACGCGAGGCAAACGAGGAGGUGCCAGACCCGGCAGUGGUCGGCCUCGAAAAUACAAACGAAAUCCGACUUCAGCCCCAGCGACUGUACCACCUAGACAGUCAGUCUCAGAGGAAACGGAAGAGCGAGAAGAGAAGCAAAUCGUGGUGCCGGAUACAAUUGUGCGCCCAAUUGUACAGCUACCACUGCCUGUGGAAGUUGUUAACGAUAGCAUGGAAGACGUGAGCCCCACAGAAGAAGGUGUUGAAGACUCCAGGCAGCUUCAAAGUCAAUUGGAGAAUGAUAACGCUGACGACGACGACAACGACGACGACGACGAUGACCAAGACGUGGUGGUUCGUUCGCGCAUUGACAGAGUCGGGAGACAUAGGCGCCUGCCGGCCAAGUUGAGAGACGACGGGGAUUGGUAG